Messenger RNA from Meleagris gallopavo (turkey), 994 nucleotides. RefSeq names its product fibroblast growth factor binding protein 2 (gene FGFBP2). The record is from RefSeq and is a predicted model, not a curated record. NCBI's taxonomy places the organism in Eukaryota, Metazoa, Chordata, Aves, Galliformes, Phasianidae. Gene Ontology annotation, molecular function: growth factor binding. Gene Ontology annotation, biological process: cell-cell signaling.
UCGCAGUCAGUUCCUCUUGCCAUGAAGAGAGUUGCUCUUCUUUUCCUGGUAGUGAUCUGUGGCAUGGGAGGAUUGGGACAAAAGCUGAAACCAAAGAAAAGAAGCAAUGGUGAAGAAAUCAAUUUUCGGACUAAAAACAAAGACGUCUGCACAAUGAGCAUAAGUGGGGAUGAAGAGAUGAAAGCAAGAAUUGAAUGCAAAGGCCAAGGCAAGUCCUACUGGUGUGAAUACACCGGUGUGCCAUUGCUCUGUAGUCCUUUCCGAAACAAUCCAAAAAUGUAUUGGAAUCAGAUCGCCAUGGAACUCAGAAAGCUCCCUAAUGCCUGCGAAUCUACACAAAUGUUGAAGGCCAGCAUGUGCCAAAAGGCUCCUGUGGAUGCUCUCAUGAAGCAAGUAGCUGCUGGCGUGGGGCCAGAAGAUGUAGCGAAUCGGGACAAAUCAUCCCAGAAAACUUCAGCUUCUGGGAGAGGAGCUGGGAAGAGCUCUGUUAAGAAAAUAGGGAAACCUGCAAUGUUACCUCGUACGAAACCAACCCAGCCUGGUCAAGGUUCUGAAAAUGAAACCGAAGCAAUGAAACUGGCACGGGAACAUUGCUGGGAAUCCCUGCAUGAGUUCUGUUCCUACAUUAUUGGCUUCUUUAGAGGUUAAGGAUUUACUUCAGUUUUUUCACAACUGAAGAAGGGUCCCUGCUGUAGUUUAACAACUCAGACUUAAGAAUUUGGGUUUAAACACGAGUCAUCUCUAUAAAAGUUGUAGCUAUUUUCUCUUUGCACUCCUAAAAUGAAACUUUUCAACAGCCCUGAAAGAAGCAAGACUCAGAGUAACUGUACUUGGAUAUGAUGAUGAACUGACUCCUGCGUGUACUGCAUUACGUAACUGAGGUUCCAAUUCUGCUGGUUUUGAAUAGAGCUUUGUGUGUGCUGAGCUGCUUUGCUGUGCUAGAGAUGAGAGCUGUACAUGAUGCUAAAGUUAAGGCAAACAAUAAAAUUGAGGA